GCCUUACCACACAUCAAAGAACCUGCUUUCCACAGCCAAAAUUCCCAGGCUAAUUAGUGCCCUCGUGUGGCAAAACAAAGCUGGGUCAUUCCGUUUAAACCCAACAAAUGGCCUUUGUGGCCCCAUUUUGAUUUUUUUUUUAUCUGGUAUGUGAAUUACAGAGCUCAGAUUUUUUUUUUUUUUCUCAUUUGAGAUGUAGGACCUUUUUAUAGCAUUCGAAGCAAAAAAUGAUAAUCCAGUGUGUUGUUAUGAGCUGUGCCGUUUUUAUCGUCACAGCUACAUGGUUCACCUGCAUCAUUUUCGCCCCCAAUGACAUCAGCACUAACCGCACCCUCAAGCUGUGACUAACUCCAUAAUCUGAAACUGAACUUUGCAGAAAAAGCUUUCACUGAAGUGUUUUGUUUAUUAGUGUUUAUUUGAGGUGCCAUUGGACAGAAAUUGACUAGUUAAUUCCUUUGAUUUUCUGUAAUUGAAGGCAAGAAAACUCGUAACUAAGUUUGUUUCAGGCUGUACGAUUCAUAUGGACACGGAUCACAGUUUAUUUGAUAACUAAUACAAAUUCCCUUUUCUUUAAUUAUGGGCUAGAUUUCCCUCUUAUUUUCAGUUUGAAAUUUAGCUUAUCAACAGAGACAUAGGGUUCAUCAUCUUUACCAAAGGUGACUAUUUUUGAUUAUUUGGUGUGAUUUGCUCACACCCAACAAAAUAAAUUUGAAUAUGUCAAUUGACCUAAAGUUAGGAAUAGGUCAUGUUGUUCACAGUAUCAGUUUAAACUAAUAUACUCUUAUUAAAAGGGGUUUGCUUUAUGUUUAAAUGUAAUAUAUAAAUGUACUAUAUGAUAAAAAAAAGCAAGUCAAAUUUGUUAGAUUGAUAUCACUGGAUCUAGCAGUAAAUGAAGCAGCCAAUGAAAUGUACCUUGAGAGUUCAUCAGGCUGUGGUUUGCACUGAAGCUGUUUGAUGAGAGAGAGUUUCAUGGGAAGGAAAGAGAACGUUUUCAUGGACUGCAAGCCUCGUAAGUCCUACACCCCGUGGAAUAACCUAAUUUUUGAACAACACUAUUUUAAUUUUGUUUGAAAGCAGUUAAACAGUAAUUUCUUCCCAACAAAAAAAUACCGCCCCCCACGUGGCUUUUCUUGAGGCUUAGAAAUUGCUUUUUUUAUUGGAGUGCUUGUCCAAUGAUGGGGACCAAGUACCAGGCCAAUAUUUUAUAUACAAGUAGUACACAUACAUGCGAUUUUCAUUAUACAAAAUUUUGUUUGUUAUUCCAAGUCCUUUGCUGUAUUUUUGGCGAAAUGUAAUUUGCAGGAAUAACUUUGACCUUGAAAAAAGAAAAGUGUAGCUGGAAUAAUACAAAAGUUACAGCUCACAAAAAAACACUCUGAAUUUCCAUUUUUCUGUCACCCACAGUGCGGUAAAAGCUCUGUAUCUCCAGGGGAAUUAAAAAAAAUAUAUAUUCUGAGCUCUGAAAAGUAUGUCUAAUUCACAUGGUUAUGCAGAAACGUUUCGAAAAUUUGUUGAAUUAAAAUGGAAUGACACAGCUAAUAUGUGCUCCCGGCAGGAAGAUGUGAAACCCUGGCUGAGCAGAGAUGCACAGAAAAGAAUCUUUAGACUGUCGUUCUUCUGAAAUGAAUUCCAACACUGAACUAAGCAGCUGAAUAAUAUACAAGGUUUAACUGACCUGACACAUGUAUUCUCUCAGUGUGUAGAUGUAUUCCUUUUAUUGAAGCUUCCUCCUGAAUUGUAUUUGGGGGGAAUAUUCCUUGAUAUUCUUGGAAUUUAUAUACAUUUGCAUUAUUUUUCAUACUUAAAAAUAUAUUUUACAUUAAGGGCUUAAUUUAAUACCUUAUUUAAGAGUUCACGUUUUGCACUGUAUUGUAUGGAAUUCACUGCACAUGAAAAGUAUAUUUUUUUAAACAUGCAUCAUGUAUAACAGAAAGGUACGUGACUCCUACAACUCAAUAAAAUCUAAUACUAAGUAUUUAAUUAGAAAAAAAACACAAAUGCUAAGUAUUGUAAUUGUGUUAUAUAUUGUGUUUUUCUUAGUAAACUUGUUUGUAAGAACUCUUUUUAUGGUCUUUAUUUACUGUGUAAACUUCAGAUAGGCACUUUAUUAAUCUUCAGAGGGAAAUGAUGACCAUCAGCUUCUGCUAUUUAACAGUGUUUGCUUGAAUCCUUGCAAGGUGGGCAACAUCAUUCAAGGGGCACCAAGGGGCACCAGCACAACUGCACACCCAAGACACCAAGUAUGCUGGAAUUGUCACUGAGUGUUUGAUUUUUUUAAAUCUUGUAAUUGAAGUCUGCGUUUUUAACGUCAGGCUGCCUGAACUGAAUGACAGUAGCAUGCUAGAGGAGUGCAGUUCUGGUCAGCCCGCUAGGUGGCAUAAAAUGGGCUGUGAGACUUGCUGGGAAGGGCACCAGCAGUGAAACUUGCCUAGGGUGCCUCCUGGGCUUUGACCCACACUGGCUCAGUGGGUGACACUCUGGCCUUAUACCUUCAGGGUUAUGGGUUUGAAUCCCACGUUCGGUUGGUGUGUCGACUUUGCAUAUUCGUCCUGUGUUUUGUCGAUUUCCUUUGCGGCCUCUGGUUUGCUUCUACGUUCCAAAGACAUGCAUUCCAGUUAAAUGAGCUUUCUAACUUGUCCAUAAGAUGCCAUAGUGUGUAGCAUCCCCUUGUGCCCUGGGAUCGACUCCAGGCCCUGUGUGACCCAGAUAAGUGGUUGGAAGAUGAAUCGAGUGGGUAUUAUAGAUCUUUUAUAAGCCAUUUCAACAUAGCAUGUGAGAAAACCGUGCGCUUCUUAUAAUGAAUUGCUCUUAUUUUUGAUGUUCUUGAGAAUAUGCUCUUGAUAUUUAAUUUGCUAAAUAGCAAAUUAUGAGCAAAUAACAUCCAGACGACUUCGCCAUUUAUCAUUGAAACAUCUCCAAUGUUUUGUGAGAAUUUUAUCGGCAUAUUAGUUGCAAGACACAUGGUGUACUGAGAUGCUUUCUCAACAAGGUACCUAAAGUUCUCAGGUGUGUCGGGUUGUUCAGCAUCAUACACCUUCAUCCAGGCGACCCAGCCAGGGUUGGUCAGAACCCGACUUGCAUCCCAGCAGCAGCUGCCCACUGAUUGGCCGCCUUGAUCCAUGGCCAUCUAAUGGCUUUCUCUGUUGCGUUCAUCGCAAAUUUUAUGACUCUCCUCUUUGCAGCCCUUGUAAUCCCCAGUACAGAGAAAGUUCUACAAAGUUCUACGGGUUAUAUUCCCAAAUAUAUCCCCCUGUUCCCUAGUUAUUGUAUCUUAGCCUGCCUAAUGUAGCCCAUGCAAAGAUGUGAUUCUGUUCAACAAAACCUAUUGGGCUGAUUAUUGAUGGACACGAAUAUGAUGGGAAUGCAGUUAGCUUCAGUUUCUCAUUGUGCAGUAAUUAGAGAUGGAAGCUUUAGUUUCCAGGACAAAAGGGAAAGGAUGGAGUGGUUUUUUUUUCACGCGACACAGCUCGACUACAUCAAGUUUCCGAUCACCCGGGCAACGGCUGCAGCGACUGGCUUUGUUGAUUCGUCUUCAGUUGGCCUCGAUGAGUGAUUCCCCCGCCGCUGUGUUUCCUAUCCUCCCUGUACCCCAGGGGUUCCGUAAACUAACCUAAACGUAAACAUUGGUGGCUUUACAAACAGACGGGUGAACUUGUAGUCUUCCUGGAAAAGACCUACCAUGUGCAUUGAUGAGAACGCACACUUACUGUAUGUUUUCUCCUUAUAACAUCACAUUCACUGCGGUGGUUUUAGUUAAUAAUCAGAUGCAAUACUCUGCUUCUUUUUUUCUCAGAAAAUGGUUAUAGGUUUGACGGAAAGCUACAUACAGGAUUCCAGCUUUGGAACAGGCUCUAUAAUUAAUUGAUUCGUAAUGUGGUUUUAUGUAUCAUUCCUUUAAUUUGUUCAUUUUAAUGCGUGUAUACGUGCGCACAAGCACAAUGAGGUCAUCUGCAUUUUUUGGAAGGUUUGGCUACACUGAAAUGUUUAAUGAAUAUUGAAUUGCCGAUGUGCAGAUUAUCAUUCUUUAUAACACCAGUACUGUAAGAAAGUAGGGCUGAAUGAUUGCUACUAGUAACAGAGGUGUUGUAAGACCCCAGGGAUGAGAGGAAAUGGUGCAUGGUUCAUUAAAUUCUUACACUUAGUGGUAACUGUACAAGUAACAUGGUUCAGGAAAAAUACAUUACGAAAUAAAAGUAAAUAAGACUCGAUGGUCCUCUUGUGUAUGGAAUUGUGUAAAUUAUGAGCAGCAAAAUUAAAUAUGCACUUUAGGAAAUACGGUAAUGGGUACUUUACCCAAAGAGAUGUUACAAAAAAAAUUCGAAGUGGGAGAGAAAUGCAACAUGAACAUAAAAGCGUCAAGCAGUAGGUCGAAUCGUAGCCCUCUAUCGCGCCAAAAAAUAAACUGAAAUAAACCUAGAUUCCGGAAAAUAAUAGUUGAUCAUGUGACGUGUAUUUGCAUAUCUGAAGUAAAGAAAUGGGAUAUUUCUCGUCUAAUAAAAAAAAAAGAAAAGGAAAAAACGCACAAUCAGUUCUUAUUAAAUAAAUCCUGAUGAUCCUGAUGGCAAACUUCCUAAUUUAAUAGCAGAUUUAUUGUGAUAUUUUACUGGAGUAUAAGUAUCUCGUUCUCUUAAAUGAGAUAUUUACUAAACGAUAGCUUUGUUUCGUGUCUCAUGCAAUACGCCGCCAGGUGCGUUGGGACACGAGGAAGUAUAAAAAAUAAAACAAAAUAUCUUGUACUUUCAGAAAUGAAUGAUUAUGUCCUGUAAAAUGUUCCGUAUGCAUUUUAAACUAGAUAUCUUAGCUUCGUGCCAAUAGGAGGCGCGCGCUUCCGCCGGUCUCUUCCCAGGCAGGUGCAGGGCAGCGGUAUAAAAAGGGGGCCAAGAGAUUUCUGGUCACCUUCAGAGCAUUUACUCCUGCGGUACACUGGUGCGACCAUCUGCUAGUAAAAUGAGUUCCCAGUUGGAGAAGGCCUUGGAGAGCCUCAUCCACGUUUUUCAUAGCUACUCUUCCAAGGAAGGUGACACAUACAAGUUAAGCAAAGGAGAACUGAAGAGUCUCCUACAGGGGGAACUCAAUGGCUUCUUGACGGCCAGUAAAGACCCAAUGGUGGUGGAAAAGAUAAUGAGAGACCUGGAUGCAAACUGUGACGGAGAAGUCGACUUUCAGGAAUUUGUGGUUCUCGUUGCAGCAUUGACUGUGUCCUGUAAUGAAUUCUUUGUUGAAUCCAUGAAGAAAUGAAUCUCCCUCCUUUCAAACUAUCCUUGUUUAAUAAACACCAUAACCUUUCAGA
Molecule: messenger RNA, 5290 nt
Organism: Paramormyrops kingsleyae
Lineage: Eukaryota; Metazoa; Chordata; Actinopteri; Osteoglossiformes; Mormyridae
Source: RefSeq, a predicted model, not a curated record